AUGGGCUUUACAGCUGCGAAAUGUGUUCUUGAAAAGUGUGGUCCGAAGAAUGUGAGUUACCCUUUCUGGAUUCACAAUUCUCAUUGUGGACAUCCUGGUUUUCAGAUCAAUUGCACAAAAGAUGAAGAUACUGGGAUGCUCUCUCCAUUCUUUACUGCCUUUGGAGCUAAUUCUACAGGUAGUUUCGCUGAUAUAUUGGUGCGAGAAGCUACUUUGACCUACAAUCAGGUGGGCCUUUCACUCUUUCCAAGUCCAUUCGGUACCUGCAGUAUUGGGGAUUUGGGAGAGGCGAGAUGUGUAACAAUGAAUCUUCAAAGUGAUCAACCAUGCUGCCGCUAUGGCUGCUGCGAAAUUAACCUCCCUGAUAAUUUGCCCUUUGUAAAUUUCACUGGCGGAGGUAGCUUUCCAUUGCCCAACCAGAACGAAAGACGUGGUUCCGCGUGUGGCUUCUCCACCAUAAUGGAGCCAUCCACCUUCACCAUCGUCGACAACAAAACAUACCUCUUUUCGGUAGAUGUCAACGGCAGCUUGCCUUAUUAUGGUCUCCGUCUUAACUCGGGUAUCGGCCUUGAGAAUUGUUCCACGGCUAAAGCAACAGUUAAUUAUUCUUGCUCCUCCAAUGCAGAAUGCCUCGACUCGCCUUCAGGGAAAGGGUACGUAUGCAAAUGUCACCCUGGGUAUGAAGGAAAUGGUUACUCCAAUGGCACCGGUUGCACAGGAUAUGUGGGAGAUGGCUUUGCAAAUGGGACAAGAUGCAAGUCCACAAGUUCAAAUCGCCUUAUCUUUGAUGCAAGCAUAGGAUCCGUCUCUUCACUUGUGGUUGUCUCGUUAGCAGCAACCCUUUUGGUUUGUUGGCUAAAGAAACGCCACUUGAAACUUGUGGAGGCCAAGUAUUCUCAGCUGUUGCAGCAGUACAUAGCUUCUACCCUUGGGAGAGAAAGCCUGAGAAUUUUCUCUUCCAAAGAAUUAGCAAGAGCUUCUAGUUAUUAUUCAAAUGAAAUGUUGUUGGGAAGUGGUGGCUUUGGAACUGUGUUCAAAGGCAAUUUGUUAGACGGUACUCUUGUAGCCAUUAAAAAGUCAAAGCAAGCUUUAAAUGUAAAGGAAGACCAUGAGUUUCUUAAUGAAGUCACAAUUCUCUCCCAAAUAAAUCACAGAAAUAUUGUGAAAGUGUUUGGGUGCUGCAUCCAAACUGAAUUCCCAAUGUUGGUAUCUGAAUUCGUUCCCAAUGGAACACUCUUUGACCAUUUACACUCCGAAGAGAAGUAUUUGCCUUGGGCGUCACGUCUGCAAAUUGCAAUCGAGACGGGGGAGGCUUUGGCAUAUCUGCAUUCUGGAGCAUUUCAGCCCAUCUUCCAUCGAGAUAUAAAAUCGUCUAAUAUUCUUCUGAAUGAGGGACUCUCUCCCAAAGUUGCAGAUUUUGGGAUUUCUCACCUCAUCUCUACUUCCAAUAACACACAUGUCACCACUAAUAAUAUAAAGGGCACAUGGGGUUACUUGGAUCCCGAGUACUUCGAAACGUUUCAACUUACCGAGAAAAGCGAUGUUUACAGUUUUGGUGUAGUUCUGUUGGAGCUUUUAACAGCUCUGAAACCCAUCUCUGUAGAAAGGGACAGCAGCGUGAUGAGUUUAUCAAGUCUUUUUCUGUCCAGAUUCAACAACAAUCGCCUGACAGAAAUCUUAGAUAACAAAUUAUUGGAGGAGGAAAACCUGCAAGAGAUGGAAGAUAUGGCAAGAAUAGCAAGAGAAUGCCUUCAUCUUUAA
Molecule: messenger RNA, 1761 nt
Organism: Cryptomeria japonica (Japanese cedar)
Lineage: Eukaryota; Viridiplantae; Streptophyta; Pinopsida; Cupressales; Cupressaceae
Product: wall-associated receptor kinase 3-like
Exons: 4
Coding region: 1-1761 (586 amino acids)
Biological process (GO): protein phosphorylation; cell surface receptor signaling pathway
Cellular component (GO): plasma membrane
Molecular function (GO): ATP binding; polysaccharide binding; protein serine/threonine kinase activity
Source: RefSeq, a predicted model, not a curated record